Molecule: messenger RNA, 789 nt
Organism: Penicillium brevicompactum
Lineage: Eukaryota; Fungi; Ascomycota; Eurotiomycetes; Eurotiales; Aspergillaceae
Product: flavin reductase family protein
Exons: 1
Coding region: 1-789 (262 amino acids)
Molecular function (GO): FMN binding
Source: RefSeq, a predicted model, not a curated record
AUGUACAAACCCCGCCCCGACUUCGAGACAGUGCAGGCCACUCGUCCAGAAUUCGAUCACGACGCCAAAGUCACCGUCACCAAACCACCCAACCCCACCUGGAAGCACGGCGAAGGCGGCAACGACGGAGGCGAAAGCCUGAAGAAAAACCACGUCGAGAUCGACCCACACGAAGAAGGCCGACCCGCGACCUCAAACUAUAAGCUUCUCAUCUCAGGCAUGGUCCCACGACCCAUUGCCCUCAUCAGCACCAAAUCCGCAGACGGCAAGACCGACAACCUCGCCCCAUUCAGCUACGCACAGGUGAUCAACCACGACCCGCCCCUGUUCACCGUUGGCAUCGCCGGAUCCCUGGAAAAUGCCAAGGACACGCUGCGAAACCUCAGUGAGACGAAGGAGUGCGUCAUCAAUAUCAUCUCAGAGCACUUUGUCGAAGCGGCUAAUGCCACCUCUAUCAAUGCGCCGUAUGGCGUUUCGGAGUGGGAGACUUCUGGUCUGCACCAGGCGCCUACUUCGAUUGUGAAGCCGGCUCGUGUGAAGGAGUCAGUUCUCUCGAUUGAGGGUAAGUUGGUGGAGACCAAGGAGUUUGAGAGCCGUCAGACUCCUGGGAAGAAGACUGGUGUGCUUUGCAUCAUCGAGGGUGUUCGCUUCUGGGUGCGAGAUGAUGCUAUCGAUGAGGAUAGAUCUGUGAUUGAUCUUAAGGUUCUCAAGCCUAUCAGUCGUCUGGGUGGAAUCUCGUAUGGUCGCACGACGGAUGUCCUGGAGCUUCAGAGACCACAGUUUGAGUAG